Molecule: messenger RNA, 6395 nt
Organism: Castor canadensis (American beaver)
Lineage: Eukaryota; Metazoa; Chordata; Mammalia; Rodentia; Castoridae
Gene: Mxd1
Product: MAX dimerization protein 1
Biological process (GO): negative regulation of transcription by RNA polymerase II
Molecular function (GO): DNA-binding transcription factor activity, RNA polymerase II-specific; protein dimerization activity; RNA polymerase II cis-regulatory region sequence-specific DNA binding
Source: RefSeq, a predicted model, not a curated record
UCGGAGAUAAACACUCCGCGGCGGUGGCGGCUGCUGCUCCGCUUGGGGUUCUGUCACAGUGUCGGCUGUACCCAGCUUACUGGCCCCCUCCCCCCUCCCGGCGAGUGUAGUCAUCAGAGAGGCUUCUUCAGCCCUGCUCCACGGAGCAGGUCUACAGAGGGGCGCGGGUGUCCGGCGGCGAAGGCGAGCCCGUGGACAGUGGGGGUUGGUCCCGUGGCUCCGGCCCCCGGUGCAGAAUGGCGGCGGCGGUUCGGAUGAACAUCCAGAUGCUGCUGGAGGCGGCCGACUAUCUGGAGCGGCGGGAGAGAGAAGCUGAGCAUGGUUAUGCCUCCAUGUUACCAUACAAUAACAAGGACAGAGAUGCCUUCAAACGGAGGAACAAAUCCAAGAAGAACAGCAGCAGCAGCAGAUCAACUCACAAUGAAAUGGAGAAGAAUAGACGGGCUCAUCUUCGCUUGUGCCUGGAGAAGUUGAAGGGGUUGGUGCCGCUUGGGCCAGAAUCAAAUCGACACACUACAUUGAGUUUAUUAACAAAAGCCAAAUUACACAUAAAGAAACUUGAAGAUUGUGACAGAAAAGCCGUUCACCAAAUAGACCAGCUGCAGCGUGAGCAGCGGCACCUGAAGAGGCAGCUGGAGAAGCUGGGCAUUGAGAGGAUCCGGAUGGACAGCACUGGCUCCACGGUUUCCUCGGAGCGCUCGGACUCUGACAGGGAAGAAAUUGAUGUUGACGUGGAAAGCACAGACUGUCUCACAGGGGACCUGGACUGGAGCAGCAGCAGCGUGAGUGACUCUGAUGAGCGGGGCAGCAUGCAGAGCCUCGGCAGUGACGAGGGCUAUUCCAGCUCUGGCAUCAAGAGAAUAAAGCUCCAGGACAGUCACAAGACAUGCCUGGGGCUAUAGGUGAGAGGUCACCUCAGCCACCUCCAGCUCCAGCUGGUUCUCCUGUCGGAAUCUGAUUAGAUAGCGUGUUGGACCUGCCCGCGACACCCUUGCACGCAAACUUCAGUGUACCACCUUUACCAAACUCAGCUUUGUCAAAGUUUUCCGGGAAGUUCAUAGGAUUGAGGGCUUCUGAUUGCAUCUACUAGCUUCUCUCUCUCUCUCUCUCUCUCUCUCUCUCUCUCUCUCUCUUCUCUCUCUCUCUCUAAAAAUUCAUCUGUGAGAGACUGUACAUUCCAAUCAAUUCAAAACACCCAAGAACUCUUAGACCGAAUAAGCAAUGUUCACAUCUCAGCAACAACGUCCCCUCUUCCUUACUGUCCUCAAGUGGUUGCCCAGACCUUUCUUAAAGUUUUCUGGCUUACUGUGUCACUCGCCUAGGAGAAAUGUCCAAGUGUGUCUUGUGCUUAGGAAACCGAAGGAAACAAAGAUUUCAUGUUGAAAUCAGGAUCUCAGAACUCCAAAGUAAGCUUUGAAAGAGGAAUGGAAGAGCACUUAGCCAUGGCCCUUGCCCUGGUGAAGAAGUUGGGGACACCUCCAGGAAUUGGCCACAGUGUGCAGCCCAUCCUUUCCCCGCUUGCCGCAGCAUGGGGCAGGAAGCAGUACUUCUCACUUGAACACAGACACCUUGACAGCGUGUCUUCGGAGUUGCACAGCUUAGGAAAGUUCCAGCAUUGUUCUUGCAAACAACACGGUACAAUCUGUGUGCGCUCUUCUUGGGACUUCACUGUAUACUGCUGUCUCAAGACACAUUUUCCCCGCCAAGAUUGUUCAUGCUACUUGUCUCUGGAACAUUUUUUUUUCCUACCUCAGAGAUAAAUGAGAUCUCCAUUUCCCACUUAACAAAAGUAAUUAUGCCUCUUUUUUUUUCCCCCCAAAAUAAGUGACAUUUGGUCCAAUUCUAAUCUAUUUUCCUAUUUAACUUUGAGCAAUAACUCAGCUUUGGCGCUAGCUGAGCUAGUAGCCAUCGUCAGUGAAAGGAAAAAGUCCACAUUCCUACUCUCUAUGUCACAGGUGAACAGGAGGGGUGGGUUGUCCAGUGUUACUAGAAUCUUUCUCCUGGCUGAUUAUUUUUGGACUCACCCAGAAACUUCCUUAUGGAAGCUUUUGGGUUGAUAGUUUAAAUGGCUGAUUUUUCUCUUUGGUUCUGAUUUCUCCUUUAAAGUGGUCUCCCACUUUGUAGCAUUUUUAUUUAAGCUAAAACAGAGCACAUGUAUAUGUACAUAAGACACAUUAAAUCUAUAAAUACUAUUUAUUCAUUUUAUAUAAACUAAUGUAAUGGAAAAUAAAUUCUUAUGACUUUGUGCUUUUAUAGAUGUUCUAGAAACUUUGUAUGUAGGUAUCUACAAAAUUGGUUCCUUCCCCUUAAUAUUUUUGCAUUCAUAUUUUUGAGGUCUUGAGGUUUUCAGCCUCUGGUGAAUUUUUUUCAUUGAAUCUGAACCAUUUGUAAAAUCCCUGAUGCUGAAGCAGAGUGUGUAUCACAAAGUGAUGGAACAUUCUUGAAAUCCACAAACGCACUGCGACCUAAGGGCUCCACGGCUGACUCAGCAGCAGGCAGCCACCCCGUGCUGCCUCAACCAUGGCCUCGCAGGCAUCCAGCACCUCCACCUUCAAGUCAAGUUCAAACGCUACAUGAAGAGCAAUCUAAACAAAGCAAGAUCACAUGCAUGUUUUUUUUUUAUUCUUUAAUGUAUUAAAAUUUUUAAAUUGGAAGUAGUGAAUUCCUAAAUGACUCCAAAGUCAUCUGUAAUUCUUCAGUUUUUGUUUGAUCUUUUUUUUUUUUUCCUUCAUUUUGGCUUUGGGUGGGGGGAGGGACAGGUAAUACAAAGGAUUUUUUUAAUUGUUGGAAUCUUUUCCAAUUACCAGCUGAAGAUUUGCACUGAAGUACAACUUGUAUGCCUUUUGCAUUUUUAAAGCCUGCUUCCUGAAUUUAAGCAGAGUGAUAGUGUUCAAAGAGCCAGCUCAGCCUGUCACAUGUCUGAAAGAAGAUGAACCUUCACUUUGAGGUCCUCGAAUGCCAUUUGCUAAGACCUCAUGAGCAUCUUUGUUGAAUCGCUACAUCCAAGCGCCUCGCAAGUCCACAAUGCUGGGUGCCUCAAGGCAUCGAGAACACAAGACUUUAGAAAAACCUUGUGGGGCUUACUUGGGGGGUGGGAAGGGAACAAAAUUUGUGUACUUAUUUGUUUAAUUUGCAAAUUAGGCAUCUGAGAGAUGUCUUACUUUCUGUGUUUUAAAUGUGCCUUUGAGUUAAACCGCAUUUUUGUCUUUUGGUUGAAAUAUGAAAUGUUCUGUCCCAAUAUAAAAACAGUAAUUAUUUGACCUUUGCACUGUUUGUCUGGUCCUUUUCAAUUUGAUUGCAUAUAAAUGCAAUCUAUAUUUUUAAUGCACUUGUGAUAAUCUGACACCAGGGUUAGAUAUUACUUUCCAAGCUCAAGGUAGACCGAGUCAGCAGGCUAGACAGGCUUCUCUCUAACCAAACUGUAUCCUUCAGGACCAGCAAACUCAGCCCAAGGCAGCUAACCCCUUUCCCACGUGGCUGAACAGCAGCCUGAUUGGCCAACCUGUUGUCUCAUUCACUGAUCCACCAGCGUAACUGCUAAGAGCUAUAGUCUUUUCAGUUGUUUUGGUUUUUUUAAGCAAAGUGAAAAACGUUUCUAUUAGGGGUAAUUGGGGGGAGGGGAUGGGCAAAGAUAUAAACCCCAGCCUUUAAGCCUUUGACAGUUGUACAUAAAUAGAGAUGUGUAUAAAUUUAGGCACAUGCAUAUUUUUUUUGUGAAAGUUCUUUUUAAAAAACUAAAAUCUAAAGUGCGCUCAUUGAUAACCAUUGUAAUGCAAAUGGGAAAGCAUCAUCCAAUUUAAUUUCAUGCCAUGAGAAAAUAUACAGGUGUGCAUCUGUUACCAACCCAGAAGACACAGCUUUCUAUCCCUCGUUGGCUUUGAGUGGUGGGCUGAGUACCCAGUAUAUUUCGAUUUGGGUUUCCUUUUAUUAGCAGAGAUCUUGAAUUCUUCAAGGUAUUGACAGCAAUUGCUGGCUCCUUCCUCUACUCACAGACCUGAUGCUAGUUGAGUGAAUCAAAGGGCAGGAAAAAGAAGCCUCCCUUGUCAUCCCAAACCUAUUCCAAUGUCAAUUCAGAAUUGAGCGUUAAGUAGGCCCUGAGCCCACAAUGGGUCACCGAAGUGUUUGUUGUUUUAGGUUUGGAUUUCAAGUGAGCAUUUUCCCUUAACCUCUAUUUUUUAUUUACUUUUUUGAGACAGGGUCUUGGUCUAGAUCUCAGACCACUACUUUUUUUUAAUAGAAGCAAAGAUCCUCUCUCCCCUUGGUUUCCUGUGGGCCUCUUCCCCCAUCUCUGACAUAGCCAAGAGCAAAUCCUGGGUUCUGAGAAAAAUGUGUUAGCUAGAUGGGGGUUGAUGUUCAAAAUAAACCUCUAGUGAUAUCUUGGGGCUCCAUUAUGGAUUUUAUGGACUUUUUUCCUCUUGCCUUCCUCCCUAUCCCUUUAAGAGAGAACUUAUUUUUUAAAAGUAUAUAUAGAUACACAUUAUUUAGGUUUUUAUACCAUUCUGUAUUGGUAAAAAUACACUUUCAUUGUGCUUUAUAAUUUAUUCUCUCAAAUCUUGGUCUUUCUGUUUUCUCUAAGGUUCUUCGUCUUCCCCUCUUUAACAUCCCUGUGUGUUGAACACCAGGUAGUAAAAGACUACAGGCAAUUUCCUGCAUGGCUAGCUUCUUUUUCUAUGUCUCACUCUUUGAUGCAGCAUGCUUCAGUAGCUGGCUACUCCUGACUUAAAAGUCCUUCCUGGGAGAAGACAACCCAAAGACCCUUUUAGAACAGGCCAUGUUCCUCAUUCUACACGAUUGGAUUGCUAUAGACUGUCCGUGUUUUGUUUUCAGAGAUUCUGGGUUGGGGAUGGGUGCAAUAUUUGAUUUAUCAUGAUUUUGUGAUUAUCGAUAUUUAUUAAAUGAUGAUUUUCUUCUAUAUUCUUCUGGAAGAAGAAACAAUUGGCUGGCAUUGCUAGAGUCAGCAUGGCUGAGGAAAAUUUAGUCUGUCUUCCCUCAAAAUCAUAAAAUGAAAAUUAGGAAGUCACCCAAUUCUAAGAUUACCCAGGUUUUUAAUUUUGACUUCUUACUCUGAGGGGGUGGCAGGGUGAAGGGGGCAUUCUUCAUUUUAGCUUUUUCCUGAGAACCAAACUUGCCUUUACCCCAUCCCUAGAGUUGGUGCUCUUAGAAUAUUGCUGUUAACAGCCUAUUUGUGUGUGUAUGUGUGUGGGGGUGACAUCUUCCUUAAGGUAAACAGCCUAAAUAGGAGAGCAGCAGAUGAAAGAAUAGGACAUUCUGUUUCCAGAUGUUUAUUUCAUGUAAAUAUGCUGGUGUAAAUCCUGUGUCAAGACCAUAGAGAAUGGUGCUUUUUCCUACAGUUAGCACAUGCAUUUUUAGAAACUAUUACAUGUUUUAGAGAAUCUUUGCUGUGUAUAUGUAAACUUCUGUAUUGUUCAACCGUUAACAGAUAAUAAAUUAUUUCAUUAUUAAAGAAAUGUUGGUCUUCCUGAUGUUUUGCAUCCCAGUUUACCCUCUCAUGGUUUUUACUUACAGGGCUGAGUUAAUCAAAUUUCCUUUUUUCUUAAAUUUCCUGGCAAAAUCACUGGCCCAAAAUUUCUGCGAUGAGGAUUUAGACUGUGUGACUUCAGUUGAGCCAUUUGUUGCAGAACCAUGCUUGUCACUGCAUGCCCCUGCCAUGCACACAUACUUCCAUGCCACCUGCUCAUUCACUUGCUCUUGACUGACUUGCUCUUCAUUGAUGAGAACUCUGGUGACAUUGUCAGCAUGUGGGAACUACAAGGACAUAGUUUGGUGGGAAAGAUAUGCCCACAAUGCAUUGCAGUUAAUGUGGAAUAACUGUGGACAAUGCCUGGAGCUGGGCCCUGGAGAGAGCGGGUGUUUCCUGGGGAAGGAUCAUCUCUGGGAAAGAGACCAUCAGGGCCAGAAGCCAGGGUUCAGGAAAGGGCCAGCUCCACAGGGUGGGGAGCAGCCUGGAGGCUGGACGCCAUGGGACCCUUGGUGGGAAGGAUCUCAUGAUAGGUACAAUUCACAGAGAGGAGAAAGGAACCAGGUUUAGGAUGUUAGUUCUUUUACAUGCUAACACCUUUGGUUAAUUUACAUUUACUCAUUCAGCAAGUACAGACUGAAGCUGGGUCAGGCUCUGCCAUACAACUGAAGACACAUCAAUGAGCAAAACACAAAACCCCAGUCCUCAUGAGCUGUCUUUCUACUGAGCUGAACUUUGAAAUUCAGGUCCUGUCUUGGCACCAUUGCUGGGUGCAGUGUGUCUUCCUGGCAGUGUUCUUGUUUCCCCCAGAGAACACUUGUUCAGGGUCAAGGGGAAGGAAAGGUAUCUUUUUCCUUCUUGAUUAGUGCUUCUUUUUUUUCUCUUGUGGUGCUGGAGAUGGAACCCAGAGCCUACC